This is a messenger RNA of Mus musculus (house mouse), 4586 nucleotides long. RefSeq names its product predicted gene 9195. NCBI's taxonomy places the organism in Eukaryota, Metazoa, Chordata, Mammalia, Rodentia, Muridae. The record is from RefSeq and is a predicted model, not a curated record. The transcript is spliced from 29 exons. The coding region runs from base 120 to 4586 and encodes 1488 amino acids.
CCUGAUCAGAUGGCUAAAGAUGAAGGGCAAGAUACAGACGAGAACUACUUGUUCUGCUUGAACACGUGGGAGGUGAAGUUAAGUCCCUCUGUCACACACUUUUUCUGCUCCUUCCAGGGAUGUUCUGUGUGUCACAAGGGUUGACUCAGCCAUCUGGACUCUGUCACUCUGGCCACUACUGCACAGGGGGUGCUGUUUCUGCAACCCCCAUCCAACACAAGGUGGAGGGCCCAGGGAUUUCUGGGAAUGAUAUCUGCCCCCCUGGCUUCUUCUGCCCUGUGGGAACAGGCUUUCCACUCCCAUGCCCUCCUGGGUUCUACUCCUCUGCUCAUGGCCUGAACAGCAAAGACCAAUGCCAGCCAUGUCCCUCGGGACACUACUGUAGUCAGCCUGGGCUAUCACAAGUCCUGGAAGCUGGUCUCUGCCAUGCAGGAUACAUCUGCCUUGGAGGAAGCUCUGUACCUUCACCCACUGAUGGGACUCAUGGAUACAAAUGUCCUCCAGGGUUCUACUGUCCUUCAGGGGCCCACCAUGAGCUGCCUUGUAAACCUGGUACCUUCAGCCCAUUGUCUGGUGCUGACACCUGCUUACCCUGCCCACAGGGCACCUACUGUCCUCAGGCAGCCACUGUGGAACCCAUCACCUGCCCAAAAGGUCACUACUGUCCAGCAGGGACACUCUCAGCUCAUCCCUGCCCAGAAGGAACCCUGAACCCACAGGAAAGUGCUGUAUCUCCCAGGGCUUGCCAGCUCUGCCCUGCUGGGAGUUAUUGUCCUGGGGAGGGCAACACAUGGCCUGAAGGACCUUGCUCAGCUGGUUACUACUGUAAGGGGGGUGCUACUAGCCCCACACCACAGGGAAGCGCCAUCUUUUCUCUCAAUGGACUCUGUCCCCGAGGACACUACUGCCCACAGGGUUCUCUCUUCCCAGUGCCCUGCCCCUUGGGGACGACAAGGAACCGAAUGGGUGGCACCUCGAAGGGGAGUUGCAGGCCCUGCCCAGCUGGAUUCUUCUGUCCUAGCCUGGACCUUGGCUCAGCCAAUGGAUCCUGCACAGUUGACCCUGACUGCUCCUUGGACACCAGAAUCUCCACCCCUGCACCUGUGCCAUGCCCUCAGGGACACUUCUGCCAGCCAGGAGCUGAAUGGCCUAUCCUGUGCCACCGUGGGCACUACCAGCCCUCCCAGGGCUCAGACACCUGCCUUUCAUGUCCAUCAGGCUCCUACUGCCCACACCCUGGUACUAGGACACCCAGGCCCUGCCCAGCCCAUGCCUAUUGUCAAGCUGGAACUUGGUCCCCGAGUCUGUGCCCCCCAGGGACCUUCACUCCUCAGGAGGUAUCAGGCCUCCAGGAAGAAAGUGGCUGCUCCAUCUGUCCUCCCGGCCACUACUGCAGACGUGGACAGGUGUGGGGAAGAUGUCCUGCUGGCUACUUUUGUCCACCUGGCACCUCUGAAAUAACAUCAGACCCCAGCAAGCCUCAGGCCCUGUGUACCCAGAAACAGCUCUGUGCAGAACAGUGCCCACCAGGGUUUUACUGCCCUGAGGGCAGUGGCGAACCCAUCCCAUGUCCCCCUCACACCCUGGCGGCUACCCCUGGAGCCCAGAAAAAAGAAGACUGUGAGCCUUGUCCCCCAGGACAGUGGUGCAAAGCAGAAGCCCAAACCUGGGAACCCUGCCCUGCUGGCCACUACUGCCCUGGAAUGAGUGGGUCCCACCCAGGAGUCCCUCAGGCUUGCCCUGAGCAUACCUACCUGGCCACAGAAGGAGGUCAGAGGUCAGCUGAGUGCCUCCCCUGCCCUGCUGGGUACCACUGCCCAUGGCCAGGCCUCUCUUCCUUUGAAGACCACCCAUGUCCCCCUGGCCAUUGGUGUCCAGGUGCACAAGGUGCCUUCCUCUGCCCACCUGGCACCUUUCGUUCAGAGCCAGGGGCAUCCUCACCAGAAGAGUGUGAGCUCUGUCCCUCUGGAUACUACUGCCCUGACGCACAGGUGACUGGUCGUGCCAAUGUGUUUGCCAUCCCCUGCCAGCCUGGGUCAGAGUGCCCGGCAGGUGCUGUGGGCAUGGUCCCAUGCAGGCCUGGUUCUUACUGUGGGCCCCGGACAGGAGUACCCCCUCUCUGCCCUGGGGGCUUUGCCUGCCCGCCUGGCUCCUCUACCUACUCUGGUCCUGGGCAACAGUGCCUAUUUCCCUAUUACUGCCUUCCAGGCAGCACCCAUCCUCUUGGGUGCCCUGGGGGCUCUGAGGCUCUGAACAAGAGUGGCCUUAGGGUCUCUGCAGAGACUUCCUGCCGCCUGUGUGUGGCAGGUACCUACCGCAGCCCAGCUCUGGAUACCCUGACUUGUCAGCCCUGUCCGCCUGGAUUCAUCUGCCCCCAAGGCUCUGAGAGCUAUCACAAGCAGCCUUGCCCAGUGGGCCACUACUGUCCUGCGGGGACAUCUAGGCCCAGGCCCUGUCCAGCAGGAACCUUUGGAGGGAAGAGCCAAGCAGCAGCAUCUGAAGAAUGCCAGCCGUGCCCUGCGGGCACCUUCAGUGCCCUGCCAGGACAGGCAGCGUGCCUUCCCUGCGGGAGUGCCGCCUUCUCUCCCCCAGGUGCUCCUACCUGUACCUGCCGAGGUCUGAACAGGGUCUUCCAGAAGUCAGAUGGUUCCUGCAUCUGCCAGGCUGGACACGUCUCCUAUGACCACAGGGGUCUACAAACUGACCAGGAGAGCAACAGCCACAGCGAGGAAGACUGCCAACCUGAGGUUGCUCAGCACUGCCCACCUGGUGAUGUCCGCCUAGCCGCCACCCGUGAGUGUGUGUCUCCGGAACAGUAUGACUGUGCCUCCUUCUGUGGCCCAGGGGGUGGAAAACUCAGCACUGCUUUGGGAAUCUGCCAGUGCUCGGGAUAUGUCUCUGCAGAAGAACUCUGUGACAUGCGAUGUCUGGCCAACGCUCCUCUGCUCUCCUUGUCCUGGGAUGCUGGCCAGAAGCUGAUCCUUAGUGUAAAGGGUGAGGAUGGAGACAGCAUCCAAAAGGAGAUCUUAGAAACUCUGGGUCCGGACCUGCAAUUCCCAGGGAGUGCCAGGGUCCACCUGGUCCAGUUUGGCCCCCGGGGGACCUUUGGUUUCGUCAUCUCCAGAGUGGACAUGCUUAUCUCCUUGCUCCAAGGAACGACUGAAUCCAGUCCCCCGCAGCAAAGGCAUCAUAGGACAACAGGCCCAGAGCACCCCAACAUUUAUCACCAGAUUCCGAAUCCAGUGGUCUGCCUAGCAGUGGGAGAGCUGAUCCUCUUUCAGCUCCAUCUUCUUCCCCACAACAGGUCAGCCAGUCACUACCCUACGUACCAGAGGCAGCACCUGCUUAACAGCAACUCCCACUGGGACUUCGGCGCCUUCAGGAGACUAGGCCAUUUAGUCCAAGAGACGAACCUCAGCCUCUCACGGUUUGCCCAUCAGUUCCUAGAUCCAGGCACCUAUGUGUUUCAGGACAACGGACAGCAUGAGAAUAUCGCAGUGGUGCUGGUGAAGGAGGAGGGGGCAGCUUGUGGUGCUGGCCUGUCCCCUGUGCAGCCCUCUUCUCCGUAUCAGCUUGGCAGGCUCGGGGUCCUCAGGCACAGGAUGUUGAUCCUAGGCCCAGACUGGGCAGUGAUCACAGGGGUGCUACUGGCCACUGGCUUGACAACAGCUCUGCUCACUGGUCUUGGCCUCCUUCUGAAACCUGUCAUGCCUCAGACGUGGCCCACAGAGGCUUGGGAAUCUCCGUGGAGAAGUGUGGGGUGGCCUCAUACUCGUGCUGCGUCUGCAUCCCUCAGGGACAACCUCCUGUCCUAUGAAGACCUUGGUCCUCGGGGCUCAGGGAAAGAAGCUGACUUUAGGGAGAAGGAUAUGACUCGGGGUGCAGGGAAGCCACCCCAAGUCCUGACACUGGAGGACUUCAGUGUGCACACGCUCUAUGACAAGCUAGAGGACCAGAGUCUUCACAUAGCAGCUCAGCUAAGCAGGCACAGGAAGGAUGCAAUGGCCUUCUAUGAGGCUGCAAGCCAGCAGCUGCAGGGACUCCAGGACUUUCUGCAGGGCCUCAGCCAGCCAGAACCUCAAUCUUUGGUCAUGGACAAAGAGCCUGAGCCCUCAGGGCUCAAAACCCAGGUGGAAUCAGUUACUGGGGAGAAAGAUGAACCACAGGAAGCAAGAGCCAGUCACACUGCAUCAUCUCAGACAGAAUCCUGGCAGCUUGCUCCAGGCUACACCCCAAGCAUCUCUCCCUUGAGCUUCCAGCCAGAGCUUAACAGAACCAUCACUGCCCUGGCGUCUGCACUUUCUCAGACACGUGAGCCACCAGUUGGGGCCAGUAGAAAGACCUCUAGUCACCAUGAUGAGCAGCCUCACUCCACCAAUCAAAAGGACUCACCCAUGAUGGGACACUCUCCAGUCCAUCCCGAGGAACCCCAGAACAUAAGGCCACAGCAGGCCCCAGAACCUUUCCAGCUCCCCCAGGAAGACACUAAAGGAAGGGAGGUUCAGACCCCAACUCCUGAGAAGUGGAUCCUUGGGGCCAGACCCAGACACAGGCCUGAUGUUGACUUGCAGGUAGGGACAACCUAG